Rosa chinensis is the source of this 1376-nucleotide messenger RNA. RefSeq lists its product as uncharacterized. The transcript has a single exon. The record is from RefSeq and is a predicted model, not a curated record. Lineage: Eukaryota; Viridiplantae; Streptophyta; Magnoliopsida; Rosales; Rosaceae. The coding region runs from base 244 to 1077 and encodes 277 amino acids.
GGUCCAUAUAUGCAGGCCGUGAACAUUGCAGAUACCCAAGAAGCUAAAUUAGCUACCUGUACCUUCUUUCAGUUUCAUGUCAUAACUCCUUGUGAUUUUGUGAACCAACGCGUUUGAUCCUUCACCAAACGUUUUCAAAGCCAAUAGAAAUUGCUGCCAUCUACAUAUAUAACCCCCAUAUCCACCACAGCUUCUUCAUCAAUCCCCUAUUUUGAUCUCUUUCUCUUUCGAGCCGAGAAACCAAUGGAGGUAGCAGCAGCGGUUUCUGGCGAUAAAAAGCACUUAUCCUCGCACUCACGACAAGAGUUUGAUUCUCGUCCUCCCCGUCCUCUCUUGAAUCAAAGGAAAUCGAUGGAGUUAGGAGUUUCCAGGGGUAAAGAGCCCCUACCCUCGCGUUCACGACAAGAGUUUGACUCUCGCUCACCUCGCGCUCUCAUGGAUCAAAAGAAAGCUGUAGAGGUAAGAGCCUCCGGUGGUGGUAAACAGAAUUUACCCUCACACCCGCGACAAGAGUUCGAUUCUCGUCUUCGCCCAAAAUCAAUGGAGUUAAGAUCUUCGGACCGUAAAGAGCAUUUGCCUGCACAACCACAGAGAGAGCUCGAAUCUAGUGAGGCCAAGUCGUCGAGGCGUGUAUGGGAUUGUGGCAGCUCGCUGUACGACUCGUUCGAGCUCAACUUGUUCAAACGUGAACUCGACUCGGCCAUAUCAUGCAGAACCAUGUCAAUGCCUCACCUCUCCGAUCGCCGAGCUCCGCUGCCCCAGCAGCCGCCACCCGCGGUAGUCGCCAAGAAACCCUCAAAACUCUCUAGAUCACUUAAUAAGCUCCUCCGCUCAGUUUUCAAGCCAAAGACAAGUUCAGGUCCCGUUUUUAGAGUGCAAGAGCAGUCCAACAAAACUAAGGAUGGGUUUUACGUAGUUUACGACAAGUCCGGUGCACUUACGACCAUUCCUGAAGUAGUUCCUCAUGAAUUUAGUGGUUUCUCGCCGGAGAUUGGGUCCUUGGUGAGGAGGACAGGGUCGGAAAGGUUCACAAGUACUACUGCUUCCAUAAGUUCUAUUGGUAUUUCCUGUGCCUAAUUAGUAGGGAUUAGGUGUAAUUAUAAUUAAUAUUAAACUUUUGCAUUUAUAAAUAUGUAAUUAAAAAGGUAAUCACUAUGUCUAUAGAGUAUUAUUUGGUUUAUUUGUUCAUAUCAUCAUAUGUCAAGGAGUAAUUAGUAUAUCGAUGCCAUUAGUUAAUAUUUAUCAUUGUAAUAUUCUUAGGGUUUCCAGAACUUUGACAAUUUCAUUCGUGUACUGUGCCUUGUAUCAUAGAGUGAUCUGGUCAAUUUCUUGGUCCGGGGAUUAAGGACUGAAUAGAUAUUUAUCAGUACUUAUUU